AUGGACUUUCUUACACGAGUGGCUGGCCUUAGGCGUCUCGACAUGGUCCCUAAUACUGACGUUUGUGAGAGCCUUGGUGUACAGUCUUUGCUUCUCGAGAUUGAGAAGUCACCGCUGCGAUGGUUUGGCCAUGUGUUGCGAAUGCCUCCAGAAAGGAAGGCUAAGCAACUGUUUGUUGCGAAGCCGACCGGCAGAAGGAAAUUGUUGCAGACUCCAGCUCUCUUCUGCCGAAGCUCGGACUCUGGCAAAGGAUCAGGAACACUGGAAGCGCUGUCUGACGCGUGUGCCUCCGCGACCCGAAAGAAGCGACCAGGGAAGAUGAAUGAAAUGAUCGUGCGGUUUGUUGAAGACAGAUUUUGGAUUAAAGAGUUGUGGAUAAACGUCUAUCUCGAGCAGAUGAUCUGUACAACGGACUAUGUGAAAUUAACAAACAUGGGAUGCAGCACUUUUGGAAGGUUGUAG
This is a messenger RNA of Soboliphyme baturini, 462 nucleotides long. The record is from the annotation of a GenBank genome assembly. NCBI's taxonomy places the organism in Eukaryota, Metazoa, Nematoda, Enoplea, Dioctophymatida, Soboliphymatidae.